AUGUUAGUUAUGGGAGAGUCAUCGUCAGUAUCAUCCCACGUGGUCAUAAGGUGCAACGGGCAAGGGCCCGUGGUUUCUGCAGAGCCAACUUCCUUGGACUUCGGCGAGGUGAAAGUUCUCGAAGAAAAAACGAUGGAAUUCCAGCUUAUCAACGAUUCACCUAUUCCUACUCAGUUUAUCGCCACAUUGAAAAGCAAAGAUUCACUGUGGAGCGUCAGUCCAGAGUCUGGUGAUCUCGAACCGCAUGAAUCGAUGACCAUUACUGUUAAACUAUGCUUUGUGGACCCUGGGAAAUACAAAGAUAAAAUUAUGCUGCGUGUAAUUAACAGCAGAACCAUCCCUGUAGAGGUCAAAGGAACUGGAUAUGGUUGCAGUGUCGUUUUCGAGCCACAGAUAUUCCCAACUUUCGACUGGGGCCUGCUUUUCAGCCAUCAACAAAUAGAUCGAACAAUAACUCUGACGAACAAGGGGACUCAUGACUAUCAAAUGAUCUGGAUAACCGAACCAGAAGUACGAUUUCGACGAGGUCAAAUGCUAAUGUCGCACACCACGAAGUUUCAACUACAUCCUUCGAUCGUCAAUAUUCCACCGGGGGAAACGAGACAUGUCUAUUGCAAGUUGUUCUGGAAAACAAACGAGUGCGUGGUAGAAAAAUGGAACGUUUUCGGUCAAUUUCACGGUAUAGGCAAACGUGAAUUGAUCGGCACGUCGUCUUUCACGGUUACUUUGACAGAACCGCAGAUUCUAUUUAGUAAAAGGAGGCUAACUUUUCGUGUGGACGUGUGCCCCGAGGAAGACAAAUUACAGCAAACAGACGAAUUAUUGGUGACCAAUCAAUCGAAGCUCGACCUUAACGUUCAGCUCUCGGUGAGAGAACCAUUUCAUUUGAUAACGUCUACCGAAGAAUACGUGCAAAGCAUGCAGAUUGUCCUGAUCGACGGAGGUACCACGAAAAUUCGCGUUUUCUUUUCCUUCGAUGGCGAUACCGAGAAUUGUUACUCGAAAAAUUAUUCCGGCGUACUACGACUGGAAUAUCAGGAGCAUCCCAAUCAGGAUAAAAUCACGUGUAAGGGUUACGUGAAUUUUCCAAACCUCGACAUACAGCCUAGUGAUUUUGUAAUUAACUGUGAGCUGGGCACAAGCGCCGAGGAAAUAUUAACGUUAACCAAUAACGGACCAGUAUCGGUUGUAUAUAAAUUCCUGUGGCUCGCAGAUUCCAUCGAUAUACAACGCGAUUCGGACGUCGUGCCGAAGUGUUCUGGAUGUUCGUCGCGCAAAGCAAAAUUAGAGGCGAAUACAGCCGAGAUGCAAGAGGUCGAGGUAGCGGACGAGGUACACGAAGACAUUUACACGAGUGACAAGCAAGACGGAGUCGGAGACGGGCCAUUAGACACGAUACCGCCACCUACGAAUUCGCCCAUUUCAGAGAACCAGAGCUCGGAAAUUCCUCUUACGGAGGAAAUUUCUGAAAUAGACGAUUGUUUGGUAUCCGCAGAGGAAAUAAGAAACUUCCUAAUGCCGAUUGUUGGAUCAUAUUUUAAGACAGACGAAGAUCUGGUUGUGUUAGAGAGCAUGCAAACCGAUCCUCCAAGGAAUCACUAUAUCAACGAAGUUCUGAAGAUCGUUCCAAACGAGGGCACGGUGCUUCCGUAUUCUGUGCAACGAGUGCACGUAGGAUUUCACGGUUUCGAACGGCUUCGAAUAAAAGCCAUCAUCGUCUGUGAAAUUUUCCGUGGACCCACCGAGCGGAUUCAUCUACUCGCUCGCGCAGACGCUAUUAGAUACGCGAUUGACACGAAUGUUAUCGAUUUUGGUCAACAGUUGUUUCUGGAAUAUUCUCGUAGCAGCUUUGUCUUGAGGAAUCUCUGUACGAUAACGUUCGAUUACGAAAUAAAAGUCACGGAGGUGGCUUCCAACGAGGCGAUCGAUCGAUUCGAUAUAUAUCCAUUGAUAAUCCGACCGGAUGGUGGCUUUGUGGACGCUGAAUCGGUCGUGGAGUUUCACGUGGAUCAUCUGCCAACGAUGCUCGGUCCUAUCGGUCAUCGAUUUCAGUUAGAAAUCGGUCACUUGAUGCCCGUCACGGUCGAAGUGAUCGCUUAUGGUGCUUUUCCGCAAGUUUACCUGUGCAUUCCUCGAGGAAAAAUGCAUCAAUAUCAUUCCAUCGAGUUAGAAUACUCUGCUAUCCAGUCGUUGACCGAGGAUUUCAUAGUUAACAAAAUAGGGAACAUCGUUGCCAAGAAGAUUAACGAUUUACUCGAAACGGACAUGGAGAUGUUAGCCGCCGAGGAAUGGUGUAUUAUUCCGUACGACGAGACGUUUCCACGAACGAUGGACAUCGACAUGGCGAUAGAAAGGUGGUUGGCAAGGAAGUUCGUCGAUGCAAAUUCAUACAUUUUAAUGCAGCAUGCUACGACUCGCAGGAACGAGCCAAUUCCUCAACUUUUUUCAUCCGAGCACGUUAUUGAUAUGAAACACGUGAUCGUCGAACGUACUGCUCACUACUCGGUCAAUGUAAUUAAUUACGGUCCAUGGAACGUGGAAAUGAGAAUAAAAAUGGAGAACAAGAAAGACCGUCCGAGAAGAUCUGGCAUCGUAGUACACUUCAGAAAGCAUUCCAAGCUGUUGGUCGGCGAUUCUGCUGUUCUUCAAGUGACCUGGCACCCUACACGAGAAAGAUUUUCAGAGAGAAGCACAGAAGUGAAACAUAUGAUUUACAUAGAGGUAUUAUAUGGAUGCACGAUUCCUGUCACUAUAAAAGGAAUAGUAACUUAUCCGUACGUCACCGUCAAUACUAAGUUUCUGGACUUCCAGGACGUUGUUGUGGGAGAAUGUUUGGUUCUUCACAUUUCGAUCAAGAACGAGUAA
Molecule: messenger RNA, 2865 nt
Organism: Bombus pyrosoma
Lineage: Eukaryota; Metazoa; Arthropoda; Insecta; Hymenoptera; Apidae
Product: hydrocephalus-inducing protein homolog
Exons: 16
Coding region: 1-2865 (954 amino acids)
Biological process (GO): axonemal central apparatus assembly; cilium movement
Cellular component (GO): axoneme
Source: RefSeq, a predicted model, not a curated record